AUGCGGUAGUAGUUCACUCCAAAGCCCGAUCUGUAGGUUAGAGAGAGGUCUGUGUACAGACCGGUUCUCAAAAUUGACACCCAGUGGGCCGCAGAGAUUGUCUGCGAAGCUGUAGGACGGUGAAACAACAUGGGAAACGCGGAGAGCGGCUGCGGGGGCGGCAGCGGCGACGAGGAGGACUUAGAAACGGAGAGCCCCGGUUUCGCGGAAGACAGUCCGGCCUCUGCGGCCACUGGCGUCGGCGGUGGAGGCGGAGGAGGCUCCGGUUCUGGUAGAAGCGGAAGGGGAUCUAAUAACCUGCCUGUACCCACCAGUGGACCACCUAGCCCCGGGAUCCUGCUAGAGCAAGUGAAACUGAGGGAAGCCGCGGCUCGUAUAAGCGACUCAGGAGUUGCUAUUCAGGAGUCAGUGUUGGCUGGGAAUGAGGGUGUCCUAGUGCGGUGGCUGGAGGACCGGUUGAACCGAGGAGAGGAGUCCGUCAAUGUGGAACAAUUCUGUGAGAUGUUGGAGAGCAGAGACGCCCCCAGAGAUGAGUGUGAAGAGGCCUUUGCACAGUUCGAUGCAGAGGGAGAUGGGGUGGUGGACGUAGACAGCAUGCUGGUCGCUCUGAAGAACUCCAAUGGAGCUAAUCUAAAGGGAGAGCUGAGUCAUGUGAUAAGACAGCUGCAGGCGUGUUCCCUAACUCCAGGUUUUGUUGACAUAUUCUCCAAGACCAAAGACAGGUUAGGGGCACAUGCCUCUAAGAUCCUUAAGUUCCUACACAGGAAUCGUAUUCCCAGCAGUGCCAUACCGUUCCCUAUCUUAGAGGGCUACAACAGUAUCUGCACCAUGAGGUCCAGCGUGGUCCAGGACUUCUUGGAAUUCCUCUUACAAAAAGAAAAAGAUUUAGACAUCCAGUACAGAGCAGAGCUGGACCGUGAUCCAGAGGUGGACAAGGUGAAGGUAGUCACGCAGUGCUACAGCACAAUAGAAGCUUCAUCCAACGUUUCAGACAUUAACAAGAUGACAAACGGGGAAACUACAUCUUUCUGGCAGUCAGAUGGCAGUGCACGCUCACACUGGAUAAGAUUGAAAAUGAAACCAGAUGUGGUUUUGAGACGUCUGGCCAUUGCCGUGGCUUCCAAUGACCACAGCUACAUGCCUCAACUGGUCUCUGUUGCUGUUGGGAAGAACCGGCGUUCCCUGCAGGAGAUCAGAGACAUCCGGAUACCCAGCAAUGUCACUGGCUACGUAGCUCUCCUGGAGAACGCCAACAUCACACACCCCUACAUCCAAAUCAACAUUAAGCGGUGCCUGAGUGACGGAUGUGACACGCGGAUUCACGGCUUGAAGACGCUGGGUUAUCAGAUUACCAAGAGUAAAGAGGUGUCUGUAUCCGAUGCUUCGGCCAUCUGGUACCUGUCUCUCCUCACCUCGCUGGUCACUGCAUCCAUGGAGACCAACCCUGCACUGGCUCAGACUGUCCUUCAGAGCACACAAAAAGCCUUACGACACAUGCCACCGCUGUCACUCACGCCAUCAUCUACAGAGUUCCCCAAGUUCUUCUCUCUGAACAUCCUGGAGGAGGUGGAUGGAUUUCUCCUCAGGAUAGCAGACUGCUGUGUGAGUCCUGAUGCAGAGCUGACCCUCCUUGCCUUCGCUCUGGCCCGGGGCAGCGUGGCGAAGAUUCUCCAAGCACUGUCCUGCAUCAGCGACCAUUUAGAGGCCGAGUACAAGGCCUCCGCCCUCAUCGUGUCUAUGGCCUCUGUCAGACUGCGACUACUCAAUCGCAACGGUAAACCUCUCCAGCUGCACCUGCAGGCCUGCGAUGUGAAGAGUAAAGAGGAGAAAUCAGGACCAGAGAACAUGCUCACAGAGACCUCCACUGGGGAUGGUUUCCUUACAGAAAGUGGCAGGAAGAAGGCCAGUGUGAUCCUGUCAACAGAGGACCAGAGCAAUUUCCAGGUCACUCAGAUGAAGAUCAAGGUGCGAAAAGGAGCCAUCGGAUCAAAAUGUGGUUUGGUGUUUGCGUACAAAGAAGAAGACUCUUUUGAUGCAGAGAAGCAUUUCAAGAGGUUCAAAAAGUAUGACUCCUGGGACUACAAGGCUUACAAAGAGUUUGUACAAGACAAUGUGAGGACUCCUACACAAUCAGAGGACGAGCCAAUCGGCUGGUUUGAGCUGGAGGAUGACUGGAACGAUGUGGAGAUCAAGCUGCAGCAGUGUCGCGUUGCAAAGUUCUUGAUGGUGAAGUUUCUGUGCACCAGGCAGGACUCUGCUGAGCGUCUCGGGGUGCAGUCCCUCACCUUCAGUGGCUACCUUUGCCCUGGAGCAGAGAGGCUGGGAGAUCUGGACGACCUCAGUCCAGAUGGAGAGAGCUUUGACCGUGAUGGUGUCACCGGCCUUUGUCUUCUUAACAAGACACUAUUCUUCAUUCAGCAGCUAACACGAGACAUGGAUGCCUCUCACUUCAAGCAGAAGUAUCUUCUGGACUUCAGCAGCCUCGGUCUGAACCUCUUCUGGAGCUUCUACAGUAAACUCAGGGAGAUUGAGGGAGAGGAGGUGUUGAAGAGCAGAGUGCUGCUGCUCCAGUUGAUGCAGAACUGUUUCCCCAUGCUUCCCAAUCCGCUGGAGCCCCGGAGCCCAGACGACAGCAGAGAGCCAGAGGAGGGAGCCACAGCAGCGGCCGGUCCAUCCACAUCCAGCAGUACAGAGCCUCAGUCUGAGUCUGUGAAGGCUGUGUGGGAACUCUACACUCACCUCUGCCAUGUGGUGGAUGGGUCUGAGGGUGAGAAAGUAGUAGAAAAAGCUUUGCACAAAGAAGCAGUCAAGGCCAUUCUGAACGGAGCAGCUGUUUUCUUCCCUGAUAAACACGUCAGGAGGGACAAACUCUUCCACAUGAUGAAAAAUAUUACAGAAGAGGAUCAACCAGAGUCGGUUAAGGUGACGUUUGAAUCUCUUUGUAAUUACUUCAGUGACCAGGAUCCAAGUGGCCUUCUCCUGCUCCCACCUAAAGGAGCCCCUUCAGACUUUGACAUCAGCCCCAUUCUGUCAGUCAUGGAGACGCUGCUGCUGGUGGCAAUAAGAGAGUGUGAGGUGAUGAUGGUGGAUGAGAGCAGAGGUGCGAGCAGGACUGUGCUGCUGUCCUUGUUCUGGGCUCUCCAGGGCAGUCUGCUGUCCUGGUGCUACCUGCAGCUCAAAACAGGAUCCUCCACUGUCAUUGCUAUGGAGCUGGCCAGAGACAUCCUACUCAAAUAUGUAGAUCAGUUCCUGGGAAGCUUCAAAGCAAUCCUUGGUACCUUGCUGGAGAAGUUCACCUGUGCUGAAAUCACUGAAAAACUUGGCAGCUCAAUCCUCGCCACGGUCUUCAGACAACUGAUGAUUUUACUCCUGGAGCUGUGCUCUUUGGACAUCCCUCACAGCCUGCUGCUCAAGAGCUUCUCCUCUCUGGUCCAGCUGCUCAAAAGCCUGUCGAGUGAUACGGGAGACAUCUUCUCUAAGGUGGAUCAGGAGAGCUGGCAUCAACCUCAGCAGCCUGUGGUGCUGAGGACCUGGAACUUGGAGUCCCCUCAUAACUACGAGAACAGCCGGCACGAGACCAGCAUAUUCGCCUGCCCCGGUGCCACAUCAUUUGAGGUGGAGUUUGACGAGCGCUGUGAGACAGAGAAGAGGUAUGACUACCUGGAGUUUACGGAUUCCAGAGGUGGAAAGGUCCGCUAUGACAUGAAGGUUGGAACUGAGAAAUGGCCAAAGAAAGUGACAUUUGACGCCGGCCCUCAGCUCCAGUUCCUCUUUCACUCUGACAGUAGUAAUAACGAGUGGGGUUACAAGUUCACAGUGACCGCCCUGGGUCUCCCAGAUAUCACUAUUUCUUGGAUGUCGGACCUGCAGCUGCUGGUGGCUCGUCUGAUGGGUAGACUCGCUUCCAGAACCCUCGCCCUGAAAUCUCCUCACGAGAUACGCUCUGUAAAGGAGUUUCCACCAGGAAAAAUGUCUCAUGUUCAGUCUUCUCCUCUAUGGAAACCCAUUCUGCGGCACGGGUUGUUUGAAACAAGAGAGAAGAAUCAAUCAAAGCCUCUCGCAGACCAGACAAAUUCAUGGACUCAGGAUGAGUUAAUGAGCUUCCUGGAGGACUUCGCCCGGUGGAACCCAUCUCAGGAACCAACAGACAGCAAAACAGAGCUGAUGAAGACCCUCAUGCAGUCCUGCAGGAAACAGCCGAUGAGGAAUGAGAUUGCUGCUGGGUCAAAGACGGACCAGGCUGUGAAUGCUAUUUGGGCUGCCAUGGUUUAUCACACACCAGCACUCAACCAUGCUCUGAAGACCUACGUUAAUCAGGACUGCAGGUCGUGUCUGAGUGAAGAGUUUGUGCAGGUGUAUUCGCUGGCAGACAGCAUCAGGACAUGGAUGUUGGAGAUGAAGCAAAGAUACCUCGUCGGUAAAAUGAAUGUUCCCGAUGAGAAGGAAGGAGGCCAAGAUGAAGUUACCAUGGAGACACUAGCGGAGAUGUGCAUUGAGAAGAGCCUCUUGCUCUUCAGAUUUACUCCGUGUGGAGUGCCAUGUCAGGACAAUGACUCAUCCAAAGCCGCAGAGGGCAGCAACACUCCACUCCUCCGUUCAAGUUCGAUCUCAGAAGGGGACUUUCAGCCCAGCUCCUCUCUGGGACCUCAGGCUGCAGGGGCAGAGGAGAGCAGUGAUGCCAAAUCAGGACAUAGCCUGCCCCGUGGUGUCCAAGCCCAAAACUCAUCUUCAUGUGGGCACGACAGGCAGGGUCAUCGAGGCUCCACAGAGAGCCUGUCCUCCCAGCCAGGUGAACCUGCUUCACCCUCCACCUUCCCUCGUAAAGCUCCAUUCAGCCAAGCUCGCCUCCGCCUCCUAUCCUGCAGAUCUAUAGAAGAGCCCCGUUUGACCCCCUCUGUGAAGGAUCGCUACCCAAUCCUUAAACACAUCCUGAACUUUAUAAGGGAUCAGGCUCUCACUACAGCAAGCAUUCUUCAGACCCUUUCCCUAAGCAAAGCCCAGGCGCUGAGCGUGUGUAAGGUCCUGGAGAUGGUUCAGCAGUGUUUACAUUCCCUGGGAAAGCCACACCUCUUCCAAGCCCCCUGCAUCCUGUUUCUGCAGGAGCUUCUGGCAUGUCAGAAAGACUUCACCAGUUAUUUCUCUCAGCUGUCAGAUAGCGGGCAGAAGCUCGGAGAGGAGGUGAGGCGUUCUUACCAUCAGUUGGUGCUCAUGCUUGUGGAAGCAGCUCAAGGUUUCAGCAACCUUAAUGAGAAAGCCCUGCUGCCGGCUCUCUCCUGUGUGCAGACCUGCUUGUUGCACCUUUUAGACAUAAGCUGGGAGAUCCAUGACCUUCCUCUUUUCCUGGAUAUCAAGCUUCCUGAGCUUCUGCUCAGCAUGUCCCAGGAGAACAUCAGUGUCCAUGACAUUGCCAUCAGUCAAUGGACAGAGGAAGAUGAAAUCUCAGACUACAAGAAGAACCAGGAGUGGAUGGAUGAGUGCAUGGACGGGAUGUUUGAGAAGUGGUACGACAAAAUCGAUGAUGAGGACUCCAUAGAGGACAGGAGAAAGAUGCACAUGUUCAUUGCUCGCUACUGUGACCUGCUCAAUGUCGUGAUCUCCUGCGAUGGCUGUGAGAGGAUGGCGCCUUGGCACCGCUACCGGUGUCUGCAGUGUAUGGACAUGGACCUCUGCAAAACCUGCUUCCUUAGUGGAGCCAAGCCUGAAGGCCAUGAGGACGACCAUGAGAUGGUGAACAUGGAGUAUGCCUGUGACCAUUGUCAGGGACUGAUUGUUGGCAGCAGGAUCAACUGCAACGUCUGUGAGGACUUCGACCUGUGCUUUGGCUGUUACCAUGCAAAGAAAUACCCUGACAGCCACCUGCCAACUCAUCGGAUCACAGUGUACCCCAUGGUGACGAUACGAAUCAGUGACCGUCACCGCCUGAUCCAGCCCUACAUCCACAACUACUCCUGGCUCCUGUUUGCCGCUCUGGCGCUCUACACGUCUGAGCUGAGCAGUGAAAAGCAGUCAGAGGGAGAGUCUUUGGACAACAACACUUUGAGCCAAGCCUCAGAUCUGCAGAUGUGCUGCUCCCAGCUCAUCACCAACUGCCUGCUAAAGGGGCAGACUGGCAAAGGUCUGCGUUCUUCGGCCUUGCUCGCUCUGCUGUUGUCCAAUGACUCGUCUUCUGACAGUGAGAUGUGUCCAGUCUCUCCGGAGUCCUCUCAGGAUCUCAGUACAGCCACUGACACCUCCUCUCUGCCUGGAUCCACAGCGGCAAUCUGCUCCCCAACCUCUCCAAAGGACAAGAGCAAACUGUCCAGUAAGGAGAAAAAGCCAAAAGAAGUGGGCUCUCCUCCUCCAGCUCCUCCUGAGGUAUCGUCUCCUCCAGGCACCGGAGAAAGGGAUAAAAUGAAGCUUGUUGCCCAGGACACCCUGGACUCCCCCAGCCUCAGCCAGACACCCUCAGUGUCCAGUGAGGACCCCCUCUCUCCUGUGGUCAGAACUUCAGAGUCUGGAGCAGGUACAGUCAUCUCACCAACAUCUGACAUGGUCAAGGAGACCCGUGAGAGGCUGCCACAGAUCCCCCUCCAGGAGCAGGUGUUUUCAGAGUGCUCCAGAGAGAGGAUCCUGGGACUACUAGCAGCCAUGCUGCCACCAGCCAAGCCAGGCAACACUCUGUCUCUGCCCAGUCUGAAGUCCAUCCUGCCCCAGCUUUUCAGAGCAGUCAUCUCCAACGCUGGCUCUCUAAACGAGACCUUCCAUCUCACGCUCGGACUGCUGGGUCAGCUGCUGCUCAGAAUCUCUCCGACAGAGGCCGACACUGCCGUCACAGAGGCUCUGGCCGACAAAUAUGAGCUGUUCACACAGGUCGAGGCAGCCAGUUUAGAGACCCAGGGCUGGAAGACAACACAACUGCUUUUCAGCUUGGGGGCUGUCUGUCUAGACAGUCGCAUUGGUCUGGAUUGGGGGUGCACAGUGGCGGACGUCUUACACAGUCUGAAUGUGUGUCCUGAGUGGUGCACAGUCAUCGCUUCAUUCACUGACCAUUGUAUUCAGCAGCUUCCACAAAAUCUUAAACGCACAAACCUCUUCACCCUGUUGGUGCUGGUGGGCUUCCCUGAGGUACUGUGUGUGGGCACCCAGACAGUAUUUAUUGACAACGCCAAUGAGCAGCACAACAUGAUCCUGCUGAAACACUUCACAGAGAAGAAUCAUGCUGCGGUGGUGGACGUCAAGACGCGCAAGAGGAAAACAGUGAAGGACUACCAACUCAUCCAGUCCCAGGACUCCACUGCAGCCGGUCUACCAGGGCAGUCAGAGGGACAGGGCACCCCAAAGACACUACUGUGCCGCUACCUGAGCAACUUCACAUCCAUCAUCAGCCACCUGCUGCAGAUCAGCCAGGACAACGGCUCUCCUGAUGCUGUGGAGGCAUCCUGGGUUCUCUCCCUGGCUCUAAAAGGCCUCUACAAUACUCUCAAGAAACACGGAGUGGAGCAGGCUCAGGAGGACAUACAGAAGUCAGGACUGACCCAGCUGCUGGUGAGGAAGUGCAGCAAAGGGACGGGUUUCAGCAAGCUGUGGCUGCUGCGAGAUCUAGAAAUCCUCUCCAUCAUGCUCUACUCCUCCAAGAGGGAAAUCCACUCCAUGGCCCAGGAUCCUGAGAGAGACCAGAGAGAGCAGGACAAAGAGCACGACUCCGACCACUCCAGCUGCUGCGCUGAUGAGACUGAAGUCAACAAGCCAGACCCCUUAGAAGGACUCGAUGAGGAGACAAAGAUUUGCUUCCAGAUCACCCAUGAUGCCUUAAAUGCCCCUCUGCCCAUCUUGCGAGCCAUGUAUGAGCUUCAAAUGAAGAGAACUGACUCCUUCUUCCUGGAGGUGCAGAAAAGAUUUGAUGGAGAGGAGAUAAAAACAGACGAGACAAUCCGCACGCUUGCUCAGAAGUGGCAACCAACCAGGCGUCCUCGCUCAGAGGAGAGGAACACUAAGGCUGUGGACACAGAUAUGAUUGUGGUUUCAUGUGUGUCUAAACCCAGUCACUGUGAGAAAGCCACAGAGGAGAUCAACGUAGUAGCCCAGAAGCUCAUCACCAAUUCGGAAAGCGACUUACAGCUCAGCUAUGCCAAACAGAGGCGCACUAAAAGUUCAGCUCUGCUGCACAAGGAGCUGGACGUGCGCAGCAAUCGAGCAGUUCGUCAAUACCUGGUAAAGGUUAACCAGGCCAUUGCCACGCUGUACGCCCGCCACGUGCUGGCCUCGCUGCUGGCUGACUGGCCUGCAGAGACUGCACUGAGCGAGGAGGCGCUGGAGCUGAACGGUGCCUCGCACAUGGCCUACAUCCUGGACAUGCUGAUGCAGCUGGAGGAGAGACCACUGUGGGAGAAGAUUUUGCAAAGGGUGCUGAAGGGCUGCAGUCAGAGCAUGCUGUGCAGUCUGUCUCUCACUGCCUGCCAGUUCAUGGAGGAGCCGGGUAUGGCUGUGCAGAUCAGAGAGUCCAAACACCCAUAUGACAACAACACCAACUUUGAGGACAAGGUGCACAUCCCUGGUGCCAUCUACCUUUCUGUAAAGUUUGACUCCCGCUGCUACACCGAGGAAGGCUGUGAUGAGCUCAUCAUGUCCAGCAGCAGUGAUUUUCUCCAGGAUGUCCACAACUUCAGCGGCUCUCCCCAGAAAUGGUCUGAUUUUGAGAUUCCUGGUGACACCCUGUACUACAGAUUCAUGUCAGACAUGAGCAACACAGAGUGGGGUUACAAGUUCACUGUUACAGGAGGCCACAGAGGACGCUUCCAAACAGGUUUUGAGAUACUAAAGCAAAUGUUAGCAGACGAGCAAGUACUGGGUAAUCUUCCUCUGUCUGACAUCUGGGAGUGGCAGGUGGGCGUGGCAUGUCGUCAGACUGGGAACCAGCGUCUCAAAGCCAUUCACUUGUUGCUCCGCCUCCUGCAGUGUCAGUCCACGACCGCCUGUGAGCUGACUCUACUGCGACCUCUAUGGCAGCUCUUUAUGUCCAUGGAAAACAGCCUGAGCCAGGAUCCCACCAGUAUCACCGUGCUGCUGCCUCUUCACAGAGCCCUCACUGAACUCUUCUUUAUUGCAGAGUCCCGAGCUAUCUCCCAGGGGAUCCUCCAGGAGUAUCUGUUAGCCAUGACCACUGACGAGCAGCUCCUAAACCACACUGCAAUGGCUCUGAAGAACAUCGCUGCCAUCAGCCUGGCCAUCAAUUACCCCAAUAAAUCUACCAAGCUCCUCAACAUAUCUCCUUGAGCGAGCCACAGGGAGACAGAGAGUGUGUGUGUGGGGGGGACACAUCCUGACUCAGCUGGAUCUCUUUUGAAGAAGGUGCCGAGAGGAGGGGGAGAAAAACCGCCCUGACCAGGACCCCCCUCUCCUUCUCCUCCCCACUCUGAAAAAUCUGCAGGACUCUGGAGCUGUGGAGGAUUACAUUCAAAGAGCACUUUCCACACUUACUCACAAUCCCUUUUGCCUUAGGUGAAUCCAGUAUAUCAGCAUGUGCAUUCACUGGAACAGGAACAAUUGCGGGGUCUAUUUUUUUUUCUUUAUAAUUCAGUUUUUACUUGAAGAUGCCGUGCUAAAGGACAUGCUGUGUGCCAAAUUAGCCACCUUCAAGGGGAAGUUUAUUCUUUUUUGUCCUGCCUUCCUUCCUCCUAAACAGCAGCCACUCUGGGUUCCAUAGUUGAUCACGGUGAAAACAGGUCACCUUGGCAACUCGCGUGCCUCAGCGGACAUGUAGAGCAUCCUAAAAAUACUGUCCAGGACAGCGGAGACUUAUUAGUCACCAUAGGGAGAAGGUACUGACCUACUAGCUCAUUCCACCCUCUCCUUCCUUCAUUUAAUUUACCUUUCUCCGUACUCACCUUCUCUCCUUCUAUCCUCAUUUCUUUACCUUCUUUCCUUUCCAACAGCAGACUAACUGAUGGUAUUUUUUAGGGCUCUUGUUGAAGGAUAGGAUUAGCACUGUUAUAAGAUAUUCUACACCUAAAUCUGUCGUGAUGACACGUGUAAUGCGCACUAAAACCCACUUGAGACCUGUUGACAGUUUGAUAGGGCUGCACAGGAUUUACAUGAUACCAACAAUAGCCAUAGUCUCUGCAUAGGAUGAGAAUUACAGCUGAGGGAAAACUGUGAUAAAAUACUAUCGCAAUGCAUUCCUUCCAUGUUAUUCUACCAAUAUGUUGAAGUAUUUUCACUUCUUUACUAGUGAAUGAAUGAAUGAUGUCAAUUUAUGUUCAUGAAAAUGAAUAACAGCAAAAAAGAAUUAAUGAGAAACCUGGAAUCUCUCAAAGGCCUUCAGUUUUAUCCACUUAUUUAUUAUUUUAUUUAAAAUUUGAUUGGGUUAAACUCUUUAGGAGUGUCAUUUUUCAUUUUUACAGCAGUGGAAGAAAUAUAAAUCACCCUGUCAUCUCUCUAUGUACUGUAAUGAAUGUGAGUGUGUGAGAGCUGAUUCCCACUUCUAACUUUAAACACAUUACUGAGGUUGAUUCACUGACAAACAUAAACGUGACUGUAAAGUAGACACAUUAUCUCACCUAAUCACAAGUGACACAGGACAGUUCCAUUUUUUUAAUACUGAAUUACCUCAUCUUGUGUAAUUACACAGAAGUGACGAUACGAUGCUUCUUUCAAUGUUAAUGUGAAAUUCAAUCGUCACACAUCACGCCACAUCCACAGUCAUCGUUCACUUUGAAAUAAAAAGGCAUCAAAUUCUGUUUUUCAACAAAUCUCAAAUUCAGUGAAGAGAGGGAUUAAAGAUGGUGGUUGUUUUCCAAUCAUUACUGUAUUAUUUUCUGAUUUAGAGGUUAUUUUAUUUGUAGGACAUCAUGGUUAUUUAUACCAAAGAAACCAAUCAUUGUGAGCCAUGAAACAUCUCUGAAGCAGCUCCUCGUAGAGCUCCAACUCAGUUUAUCACAUAUCAAACAGUCACCCAGUGAGAAGCUGGAGCUGAGGAAACCUUUAGACAUUGUUCUGUUUUUUGUUUUCUUUCUCCGUUUGUUACCUUUUUACUUUUCGUACUUUUUCCGCAGAAUAGCUCGGUGGUUUUGUUUACACAGACAUCAGCUGCAGUGAGGAGAGGGGAAGAGACACACACGGCCUCAGUUUGGCUUCUAAGACGCCUCACCUAUCUACGACGUGCCUAUGGUUAAAAAAUGAAGCAAUCAUAAUUUAACUCAUGUUAGCCGAAUAGUUAAUUAUAUUUUAAAAAGAGAAAUAUAUUGUUUAAUUUGAAGGUUUUUGUAACUUUUUACUUUUAAUGUUUCUUUUUCUUUCGUUGCAAGGAUGCUUGAUAUUCGAGGCUGACUAAUUUGAAUGUACAUAUCUGUGAAUAUUAAUUGCACAGGAAAAAGACUUUGAUAUCAACCCCUUACAAAUAUAUAAACUUUAUUGGGCACUAACAGACAGACACUUUGAUUCUGAUUUUGUAUGCAUGGCACAUUGAAGGUUAAAAAAAUGAAUAUAUAUACUGCUUGGGUUGAAAUGUGAUCCAUUUCUAAUAAAUAUAGAAAUGACUUAA
This is a messenger RNA of Notolabrus celidotus (New Zealand spotty), 11518 nucleotides long. It is a transcript of the gene zzef1, whose product is annotated as zinc finger, ZZ-type with EF hand domain 1. Gene Ontology annotation, biological process: regulation of synaptic plasticity; protein ubiquitination. The transcript is spliced from 54 exons. Gene Ontology annotation, cellular component: postsynapse. The coding region runs from base 130 to 9252 and encodes 3040 amino acids. NCBI's taxonomy places the organism in Eukaryota, Metazoa, Chordata, Actinopteri, Labriformes, Labridae. Gene Ontology annotation, molecular function: ubiquitin-like protein ligase activity; zinc ion binding; calcium ion binding. The record is from RefSeq and is a predicted model, not a curated record.